AUGAAACAUACAGGUUAUCUUAUAGCCUAUGAUAACUAUUUGACAUCUUUUAGGCUCGCAAAAAGUCUACUUAUAAGUGGUUUGUUUUCUGUGGGGACUGUGAGGCCACAAAGGAAGGAUCUUCCACCAAUGCUGAAGGCUAAUAACAAACUACAAAGAGGGGAAUCAGUGUUCCUAACUAAGGAAGGUGUUGCUGCAAUAAAGUGGAUGGACAAAAAGGCUGUUACAUUGUUGACUACUGCACACAAUUCAGCGAUUAUUACAUCUGUAAAUCGUACACAAAAGGAUGGUACUAAAACAGAAGUACCUUGCCCUAAAGCUGUUGCCGUAUAUAACGAUAUCAUGGGAGGGGUUGAUUGCUUCGAUCAAAGAAAAGAAAGAUACCAAAUAGGAAGAAGAUCUGUAGAAUGGUGGCAUCGUAUUUUUGAUUUUCUUAUUGAUCUUGGCAUCGUAAAUAGUUUUAUACUGUGGCAAGUAAACAAGAGAAAGAGAAACAGAAGUUUAGACCAGCUAACAUUCCGUAUAGCAUUAGCUCGUCAACUAAUAGACGGAUAUUCCUCGAAAAAAGGAAAGGCCGUCCUGCUAGCUUCCAAGCAAAAAGGUGUGCAGUUCCGGAUGAUAUACGCUUAG
This is a messenger RNA of Stegodyphus dumicola, 630 nucleotides long. Its product is annotated as piggyBac transposable element-derived protein 4-like. The record is from RefSeq and is a predicted model, not a curated record. Lineage: Eukaryota; Metazoa; Arthropoda; Arachnida; Araneae; Eresidae.